AUGGGCUGCUCACCAUCCAAAGGUAACAACUUUGGGGCUCUGGGUGCCUUACGGAGGGGGCGAAUGCUCCCCCCUGCACCCCAAGAAUACCCCAGAGAGUCCCACUUUGAAGAAGAAGAGCACAGUCAUUCAGCUGGAUUGAGAGAUGAGGAUACAAAAGAGAGACAAGCAGCAGGACAAGUGCAGGUGAUACAGAAAGAGGCUCAUAUGACACCACAAAAGAAGCGAUCUGUGUCUGAUCAAGCGCCUGAGACACCAAACAUAGAAAAAACUGUCAGUCAGCACAUGGACAACAACACAGCUUUACAGAAAAAAGAGAAAAGUGUUGACAGACAGGAUAUGGCUGAAAAGAAGCCUGCCAAAAAAACAAAGAGAAAUGUUAAAGGUAUUAAGGUACAAAAAAAGAAAGACAAAGAUAAACAAGCAACAGAACAGAAGGUGGACUUCCCAGAACCAUUGGUAAGAGCUCACCAAGCUGCAUAUGCCUUUUUGAAUCCAAGUAUAAACAAAUAUGAAGAUCUGCUUGGACUUUUAGAACAAGCAACCCAAACGCAGGUGUCUGUGCAGCCCAUGGUUGCUUUCAUGGCUCUACGCUAUGAGGAAAUAACUCAAGGACUGGAAGAGAUGGCAGAUGAGGGAGAAAAAGUUUUGAAAGAAAAUGGAGAACAUCUUGCGUGGCCAAGUCAAAUAAAAAACCUUUCAUCCUCUCCUCCCACAAAGUCUGGCUCUGCAAAUAUCGAGUCCCCACCAGAUUUGUUGCAGCAGCUGCUUCAGUAUACCACACAGAGAAUGAGAAAUGUGAGCCAGACGGUUGGUGGGAUUGGUGAUUCUGCUUUGAUGGAGGCAGUAGACUACUUUGCGUCCGUCUCAGAGCUUUUAGAGGAGAAACUGAAAGUCAAACGUGCCGUAGAGAGCAGGCUGAUGCGACUCUUAUCUCGCAUUGAAAUGGCAUCUCUGCACCAGUCUCGGCCUGAGGAUUCCGCCCUCUUCAGCGAGGAUAGUGGGAUUGGAGCAGAGAGUGAAUCUCUUGCUGGAUCUGAAAGACGCUACAGACGGGAGAGUUGUGGAUCCACAGGGACAAACAGAACUACUCCCAUCAGUCCAAUGGAAUAUACCUCCAUGAACGUUAGACGAGGAAUAUCAAGGCAAAAGCCCACAAAACAAAUAAGUCCAAGUGCUUCUCUCUCCUCACUCAUCUCAUUGGGAUCUACAAGUACCAUGAUAGCGAAUAACCAAAGAGAUUCGCUGCUUGGUUCAGUCUCCUUUGAUGAUGGUGAGGACGAUGAUGAUGAUGAAGAUACUGAUAAUAUAAUGGGAGAGCAAAUUGGUGUAACAAAGCAAUCAAAUUGCUCCCCCAUAAAUCGCCCCAUAAAUCAAGAGCAACAGCACCCACAUCGCCUGCCAUCGAAGCGCAUAGAAAAUCCUCAAAACAUGGAAAUGACAAUCAAAAUGAAAAAUGCUAUCAGUGGUAAGAUACAGUUUGUCCCAUCCCAGAACACUUGCACCAAAACAAAGUUAGUUGGGAGCCCUAAAACCAGCAGACGCCAAUGGACAGAUGAGAAGGAACAAACCCCCAAAAGGCCUCAAACAUCUGCACCUGUUAGGAGGACUGCAGUCAAAAAGACUGCUGUGACCAAAGAGCAGCGCUCCAGAUCAGCAGAAUCUCUACGGAGUAAAGGUGAAGAUCCUACUUUGCUUGAACUAGCCAAGACCCAGAAAGAUUUGAACCAGCGAUUGCAGAAGAUGAACAAAGGGAAAGCAAGUGGAAACAUCAGGACCCCUCAGUCCAAACACAAUCAAUGCUCCUCGCCUGCGCAAUCUCCAGCAGUAAAUCGCAAACAUCCCCCAAUGGAGAAAAAAGUUAAUAUCCAAUCACCUAAACACAAAACAGGCCUUACAAGGUGCAACAAUGAUAAACAAGAGGUAACCAGUGAUGGUGAAGAAGGUAAACCAAAAGACAAGGAAAUAUCUAAGGGUCCUAUAAAGGCCACACCACCUCCUAGUCCUCCCCCAUCACCACGGCCCUCUUCGGGUCUUCACAGAGGCAGAAACUCUGUCAAAAAACUGAUUGAUACUUUCAGUCAAGGGAUAGAGGGAUUAGAAUGUCCCAAUGUUCUUGGGCCUCUCAGAGGAGUACGGAAGUGUGGUGUUCCUGUGUUGCCAGGUUUAGGAAAUGUUGAAGCUGUGCUUAGCACUGGGGUAACCAGCUGUAGACCUGAAUUUAAUCCAUCAGAGAAAAAUGAUGACUUUGAUCCUGAUUGUCUCCCUCCACCACCACUGGAAGUGCUAAUGGACAACUCCUUUGAAAGUUCCCAGAUUCUUGCAGCUGAUGGAACAGAUGAAGGGGCUGCAAAGGUCAGAAAAUCACCUUUACUGAAAAGGACUGUGGUCUCACAACGAUUGAGGGCCUCAGUUCAAGCAGUGACAGUGCUGCCAAGCAGAGGAGGCCUGCCUCAAGUUCCUAGGGUCAGCUUCCUUGAUAAAGUAGAUCAAAAGGACACAUCUGCUCCCUCAAAGGUCAGCUCAUCAGAUGGUCAUCUAGAGGCUGAAAAGGAAAAUUAUUCAUUUCACCAGCAAGCCAAAACGAUCAUAAGCCAAAGACAAUCUCCAGUCUCAGAGAGUAUGUCAACAAGUCAUGGAGCAGCAAAUCCAGCUGACAGUCUUGAGGAUACACAAGAUGGUGGCAUCCUAUCAGUGCCUGGACCUAAUACUAUAGUGCCUCCCUCUCCAGUAGUCAGAAGCCAACCAGCUGCCACUCCACCUGUGUCUAGGGGGCGAAUAUUACCAUCUACACCAUCUACACAGAGCAGUCUACAACGAAGACUCAACAGCCCCCACAACUUAAAGAGGCAACCUACCCCACCCUCUACAACCAGCCCUCCUGUCAGCAGGAAACUCCCCACACCACCAGCAGUUCAGAGGAGGCUCCCAAGCCCACAUUCUGCAAAGCAGAUCAAUUCUCACACACAUUCACCCCCUUCCUACCCCUUCAAAGCACCAUCUCCACCAGCCUCACCAAAAGUACAACGAUGGUCAAGGGAGAACAGCAGUGAAGACUUAACCAGUGCACGCAGGUUUAGCAAUGCACGCUCAGUCUUCUGCCCAGCAUCUUCAUCCCUAUUUGAAGCCCAGCCUUGCUCUGUUCCACGACCCCCUCAAGCAUGGACAUCUACUGGGGUGUCUUUUCUCUCAAGAGCUUGGGAGAGUCAUGGAAGGUGUCCUGUAUCUGUUCAAGGACCUCAGCAAUUCAUCCGACGUAGUCAAUCAGACCGAAGGCCUAGUCUGAGUCUUCCACCAAGAUCACCAAAAAUCUCAGUGGCUGAAAGUUGUGGGAGUGAGCCAGCAAUUUAUUCACCAGGGUGAGUUUAUUUAUGUGUGUCAAUCAUCCUAAACACUAAGUAUGGCUUUUCAUUUAAUCUUUGUCAAUGAUCACACCUAUCUUACAUGAUAGCUCUGUUUUGUUCCUGUAAAUCAUUAGGGCAAUUGGCUGAUUUGUUUUUGAGGACUCUCAAGUUACUUCCAACAAAGAUUGGUAAAAUAUGCACCUAAUUCCAAGAACAGAAGAACAGCCUCAGUAUAUUUGCCAUACCCAGUUGUUAAGUAACUGUUUUAAUGUAAAGAAAUACUCAAGGGCAUAGAAAUUACUUGGAUUCCAAGAAGUAUGAUUAGUUUCUCCUCUGUACUGGCUUCUGCCAUCGUCGGUGACAAGGUUCAUAACAUACCGCCCCUCCUUAAUUUUGAUAGGUAGAUGAUGGAGAUAUGACAUUGACGAGCGUGAAAGUGUUUGACUGUGGGGGUGUGUUGAGAGCUAAAAAUGUUAGUAAACAGAAAAUGACAGUGUCCAAAAUGCAUUUAGUAUAAACAGGUCUUGCAUGUUUUUACUUUUCAUCAUUUUAGACCAAUCAACUUUACCAACAAGUUUCUGGUUUUGUUGGUGUAGAUAUAAUACCAAGCACAAAGGACAUAUGAAACUCUAUUUAAGGUUAUUAUUACUGCUUACACUCUGUAUGGUAUUCUCUUUUCAUUAAAGGAUUGAUACGUCUGAAAACCAUAUCAAGACCAUACACCUUAUUCAACAACAUAGUCUCUUUUUGUCCCCACAAAUUUUUAUGUCGUUGACUGUGUGUCGACGAUACGACUUGAUAUGUCUGUGUCUGUAUUUAUCCGAAAUCUAUUAAUCAAUGCACCAAACUUAAAAACAAGCAUGACAGUUUUACAAUAGCUAGUGAGAUUAAAGUGAUGCAACAGACUGUCACGUAAAGAGGCCAUGCAUUGGUACACUGUAUUGCGUACAAAGGAUAACUGUCACAACAGUUUCGAGCAUCUACUUAUUAAUAUUAUACCAAAGGUAAUUUUAGGGGUAAUGGCGUACAUGAUUUGUUUCCAUGACUGAGUGAACUCACUUCAAAGUUAAUCUAACAUCUUGCCUCAGAACCACACAAUCCCUGUUUACAACCAACACAAACCCAAUGUCCCACUUCCUUAAUUGCCAAUGUAAACAUUGUCCAUUCGUUCUGACAGGCUGGAUGAAGAGGCAAUCAGGGAGGAUGAACUCUGGGGAAGCCAAUCAGACCUUAGAGCCACACCACGUUCUGCAUCACACCCGGACCUGUGUGUUGUUGGACAGGCCCUGCACAGAGACUGAAGGGGCCAAAGAAAG
Messenger RNA from Xyrichtys novacula (pearly razorfish), 4660 nucleotides. NCBI's taxonomy places the organism in Eukaryota, Metazoa, Chordata, Actinopteri, Labriformes, Labridae. The record is from the annotation of a GenBank genome assembly.